Molecule: messenger RNA, 2866 nt
Organism: Elaeis guineensis (African oil palm)
Lineage: Eukaryota; Viridiplantae; Streptophyta; Magnoliopsida; Arecales; Arecaceae
Molecular function (GO): protein binding
Source: RefSeq, a predicted model, not a curated record
AGAGCUGAGGUGCUUCGGGAGAUUCUACCAGCCACCCCCAUCCUUGUCCUCAUCUGCCGGCUGGAUGGAAAUAAAUCGGCGCCAGAGCUGGGCAUCCACGCCCUCGCUUCCAGUAAGGUUCCUCAUCUCGGUCUCUCUCCCCCUCUCGCUGAUUUUAUUUUUUAGUAUUUAUUUUUUGUUUUUUGUUUCGAUUUCAAUUCCUUCCUGCCUCCAGCUGUGCCCCUGGAUGCAUAAAUUAGAUCCUCUCACAAAGCUUACCGACCUUCCAAGCUCUGCGAGGCCGGCUUAGGUUUCGAUUAAGGGUGGGUGGUGGGCGGCUGGGAAUGGGAGUCCAGGUCGCCGGGACGUGCGUGCAGUACUGGUCCUCGCAGCUACUGCCCACCCAUGCCCCCUCUUCUUCCUCCCACACCCUGGCUUUUGUUUUCUCCUCUCUCUGCUCUAGGACUAGGAGAGAAGGAUGCAUCAUCGGCGGCGAUCGCGCCCUCACCUAUCGCCUCUCACCGUUCCUCGGGGCCAGAUUGCUGCCCCGGACUCGAUCCUUGGAGAUGCCCAAAGGAAGCGGAAUGCGAAGAAGGGAGCAAAACCUACGGAGGGUUUGCAGUGCCAGCCAGCUCGAAAGCUUCGGCGGUGACGACGAUGAGCAAGAGUUCGUUAAGAGGCUGCAGAAUUUAGCCGAGAUGCAUUCCACACCAAGAACAAAUCGUGAAGAAAAGAGCAGCAGCAGCAGCAGUGGUAUUAGCUAUGAUGAUGAUGCCUUCUCCUCCUGCUACUCUGUUUCCUCCUCUAAGCCCUCGAUCGAGCCUCCCUGGCUCUCCAGCAGGCCGGACUGGCCGGCAAGCGUGGAGCGGAACGCAACCAGCGUGGAUAUGCCACUCUCCCUGCGGAUUAUAAAACGGAAGAAGAAGGGGUCCUUCUUGAGAGAGGCGGGGGAGUCCGCCAGCUGCUCUGUGAAGAAGGCUUUCUCGUCCAUGGUGUUCAUCGUCCGGGAGCUCCACAGCUUCGCCCUCCAAAUGCGACGGACCCUAUUCUACGAGGAUCUCCAAGGGAUUCUGGUCAAGGUCCAACAGGAGAUCCACUCUUCCUUCGUCUGGCUCUUCCAGCGGAUUUUCUCCUGCACCCCGACCCUCAUGGUCUCCCUCAUGCUCCUCCUCGCCAACUACACCGUCUACUCCAUGGGCCACCCCACCUCCAUCGCUGCAACCGCCGCACCUUCUUCGCCGCCCCAUCAAUCCGCCGUCGUCACCGUCGUAAACCACCACCGACAACAAAGUGAAAACCAGCCGAGACACGAUCCUCCUUCCUCCGUCACGGGGAGAAUGGCCUCCAUCGGUGGAGGCGGUGGAGGAAAAGUGAGGCCGGUGGCGGGGGCCACAGACGACGGAUGGUCCGACGGAUCCUCGUCGUCGUCGUUCCAGAGCCGCACCAUUCUUCCCGACGGGAUCUCAGUAGUCACCGAAGGUGCUAGAGAGGGGGAGGGAUCGGCAGCUGUAACGGAAGAGGAGGCGGCCAGGGUUUGGAGCAGGAUAGUGGAGGAAGCUACUACAAUGUAUGCGAGCACGAGGGACGGGGCGCUGAUGGACCCCGACACGUUGAAGCGGCUGGUGUCGCCCGUUUCGGUGGAUUUGGAGCCGGAGGACUCCUCGGACUACAUGCGGACGGAGCUCAAUUACCAGCAGGCUCUGGCCCAAGAGCCCGACAAUCCCCUUCUCCUCUCCAACUUCGCCCAGUUCCUCUAUCUCGUCUUCCACGACCACGACAGGGCUGAGCACUACUUCAAGAGGGCGGUGCGAGCGGAGCCCGUGGACGCGGAGGCGUUGAGUCGGUAUGCAAGCUUCCUGUGGCUAGCGCGCAAGGAUCUGGCAGCGGCGGAAGAGACCUACUUGGAAGCCAUCGCCACGGAUCCCGGCAACACCGUCCAUGCCGCCAACUAUGCGCAUUUCCUGUGGAACACUGGGGGUGAGGACACCUGCUACCCUCUCGAUGGUAACGAUGCGUAGCGGUGGAAAGGAAAUACCAAUGCCAAAACUAGUCCAGCACAUGGGCAACGGACAGAACAAUACGAAGGGAACGUAGAAUUUGUUAGCACUAUAAAAAUAUGGUAGCAGCGAGAUGGCGCACGUAUACAUGAUCGGAAAACCUCUUGUUUAUUCGAUUGUCAUGGAUACUGGGAGUGAGGGCUGAGCAAUGAGAAUCCUCUCCUUGUGGGUGCGGAUGGGUGGGCUCUUGUUUCGAGAUUCUUGCCCACCGUGUGGGGGAUGGAUGGGCCGCUGUGCGAUCUCUUUAGUUGCUUUGUGAAAAGAAGGGCUUAUGUACCUCGUGAGAACAGGGUGGGGGGACGACUCCCAACCGCAUAUAUUCUUGUAAUUAGCAAUGCUAGAAAAAAAAAAAAGGGGUCUCCCUUACAGUAACGGCGGCUUUUUCCCUAGCAAAGCCUCGUAUUCUCCCUGCAUUUUCCAGUCUUUUCAUUCAUCUGAUUAGAAAGUGGUCUGUGGAAGCGUGGGCUGCAGUUUGCCGUCUCCAAUUGGUGGGCAUGUGACGAGCUUGCAAGCUGUUGUACCGCCCAACUUUGCUUGCAAUACCAAAAGUCGAAGCCUUUUUGCUUCGGUUGGUCUAACAUCGAUGUGGAAGUCGAAGGCUCUUUGCUUCGCUUGGUCGGACAUCCUUGAAAGAUGUGGAGUGCAGUAGGCGCACGUGAAGAAAAUUUACAAUAAUUCUUAAGGGAAGUCACGGCGUUAGUUACAUAAUUUCUUUUGGACAACAAAAAUAUUCUUUUAAAGUAAGUUUAUGCUGUACCUUGAUUUUGAUAUACGGCAACUUUUAUGAUCUAGUGCAAAAAUUUGAAUUGAGGAGUGCCGUUUUGUUUCAA